Messenger RNA from Doryrhamphus excisus (bluestripe pipefish), 3185 nucleotides. The record is from RefSeq and is a predicted model, not a curated record. NCBI's taxonomy places the organism in Eukaryota, Metazoa, Chordata, Actinopteri, Syngnathiformes, Syngnathidae.
UCUCCACUACGCCGUGUACUACACUACAUACUGUAUUCUAUGUACUACUACCUGUACACUUACACUACCACGCUUGGUACUACACUACAUACUGUAUUCUAUGUACUACUACCUGUAGACUUACACUACCACGCUUGGUACUACACUACAUACUGUAUUCUAUGUACUACUACCUGUACACUUACACUACCACGCUUGGUACUACACUACAUACUGUAUUCUAUGUACUACUACCUGUACACUUACACUACCACGCUUGGUACUACACUACAUACUGUAUUCUAUGUACUACUACCUGUACACUUACACUACCACGCUUGGUACUACACUACAUACUGUAUUCUAUGUACUACUACCUGUACACUUACACUACCACGCUUGGUACUACACUACAUACUGUAUUCUAUGUACUACUACCUGUACACUUACACUACCACGCUUGGUACUACACUACAUACUGUAUUCUAUGUACUACUACCUGUACACUUACACUACCACGCUUGGUACUACACUACAUACUGUAUUCUAUGUACUACUACCUGUACACUUACACUACCACGCUUGGUACUACACUACAUACUGUAUUCUAUGUACUACUACCUGUACACUUACACUACCACGCUUGGUACUACACUACAUACUGUAUUCUAUGUACUACUACCUGUACACUUACACUACCACGCUUGGUACUACACUACAUACUGUAUUCUAUGUACUACUACCUGUACACUUACACUACCACGCUUGGUACUACACUACAUACUGUAUUCUAUGUACUACUACCUGUACACUUACACUACCACGCUUGGUACUACACUACAUACUGUAUUCUAUGUACUACUACCUGUACACUUACACUACCACGCUUGGUACUACACUACAUACUGUAUUCUAUGUACUACUACCUGUACACUUACACUACCACGCUUGGUACUACACUACAUACUGUAUUCUAUGUACUACUACCUGUACACUUACACUACCACGCUUGGUACUACACUACAUACUGUAUUCUAUGUACUACUACCUGUACACUUACACUACCACGCUUGGUACUACACUACAUACUGUAUUCUAUGUACUACUACCUGUACACUUACACUACCACGCAAGGUACUCCACUACCUAUAGCCAUGUACUACUACGCUAUGUACCGUAGUACUACCUAUAGCCAUGUACUACUACACUAUGUACUGUAAUACUAUAUAGAGGUGGUGGGUGGUGCAUUUGAUAGAUCAUUCCUAACAUUGAUGGAACGCUCCAAUCAUGAGGUCAUCAACCAUGAUAGCAAAUGUGUAGAGCAACAGGCGUUGGCCAAGCGGCGGCCGGCGUGAGGCCGGCGUGAGGCCGGCGUGAGGCCGGCGUGAGGCCAAGCGGCGGCCGGCGUGAGGCCGGCGUGAGGCCGGCGUGAGGCCGGCGUGAGGCCGGCGUGAGGCCAAGCGGCGGCCGGCGUGAGGCCGGCGUGAGGCCGGCGUGAGGCCGGCGUGAGGCCGGCGUGAGGCCGGCGUGUCCCCGCCAUUGCACCAAGAAGUGGGACAUUCCUAAUUCUUAACCUACAAGGAAUGUACACAACAUACUACAUUUAGUACAGAUGUAGUGUGCAUGUACACAUGUACUGCAUAUUCACCACCAUGAUGAGUACUAUGUUCCUCCAGUUUCAUCUUCAUUUCAAUGCCUGGUUCAACUUCAGGUACAGUUUUUGGACUGAUGAAACCAUGACAACCAAAAUAGCUCCUAAGUCUUGCGUGUUUUGAACAUACAAUCUUCUAGUUAUUCAUGAAACAUAUAUAUAUAUAUACACACAUAUACAGUGAAGAAAAUAAGUAUUUGAACACCCUGCUAUUUUGCUAUUUCUCCCACUUAGAAAUCAUGGAGGGGUCUGAAAUUUUCAUCGUAGGUGCAUGUCCACUGUGAGAGAGAUAAACUAAAAAGAAAAAUCCAGAAAUCACAAUGCAUGAUUUUUUAACAAUUUAUUUGUGUGAUACAGCUGCUAAUAAGUAUUUGAACACCUGUGUAUCAUCUAGAAUUCUGACCCUGAAAGACCUGUUAGUCUGCCCAUUAGAAGUCCACCUGCACUCCAUGUAUCAUCCUGAAUCAGAUGCACCUGUUUGAGGUCGUUAGCUGCAUAAAGACACCUGUCCACCCCAUACAAUCAGUAAGACUUUAACUUGUAACAUGGCGAAGACCAAAGAGCUGUCCAAAGACACCAGAGACAAAAUUGUACACCUCCACAAGGCUGGAAAGGGCUACGGAGCAAUUACCAAGCAGCUUGGUGAAAAAAGGUCCACUGUUGGAGCUAUCAUUAGAAAAUGGAAGAAGCUAAACAUGACGGUCAAUCUCAAUUGGAGUGGAGCCCCAUGCAAGAUAUCACCUCGUGGGGUCUCAAUGAUUCUAAGAAAGGUGAGGAAUCAGCCCAGAACUACACGACAGGACUUGGUCAAUGACCUGAAAAGAGCUGGGACCACCGUUUCCAAGGUUACUGUAGGUAAUACACUAAGACGUCAUGAUGUGAAAUCAUGCAUGGCACGAAAGGUUCCCCUGCUUAAACCAGCACAUGUCAAGGCCCGUCUUAAGUUUGCAUAUGACCAUUUGGAUGAUACAGAGGAGUCAUGGGAGAAAGUUUUAUGGUCAGAUGAGACCAAAAUAGAACUUUUUGGUCAUAAUUCCAAUAAGCGUGUUUGGAGGAAGAAGAAUGAAGAGUACAAUCCGAAGAACACCAUCCCUACUGUGAAGCAUGGGGGUGGUAGCAUCAUGCUUUGGGGGUGUUUUUCUGCACAUGGGACAGGACGAGUGCACUGCAUUAAAGAGAGGAUGACUGGGGCCGUGUAUUGUGAGAUUUUGGGGAACAACCUCCUUCCCUCUGUCAGAGCAUUGAAGAUGGGUCGUGGCUGGGUCUUCCAACACGACAACGACCCGAAGCACACAGCCAGGAAAACCAAGGAGUGGCUCCGUAAGAAGCAUAUCAAGGUUCUAGCAUGGCCCAGCCAGUCUCCAGACCUGAACCCAAUCGAAAAUCUUUGGAGGGAGCUCAAACUCCGUGUUUCUCAGCGACAGCCCAGAAACCUGACUGAUCUAGAGAAGAUCUGUGUGGAGGAGUGGGCCAAGAUCCCUCCUGCAGUGUGUGCAAACCUGGUGAAAAACUACAGGAAACGUUUGACCUCUGUAAUAGCAAACAAAGGCUACUG